UUGUCGGUGAAGCUGGGUCGUAGUGAUCCGGGGAUGCCCGUGUCGAACAUACCAAUGUAUAGCGAUGGGAUCUAUUUUGAAGAACUGAAAACGAUGAAGGUUCAGGCGAGCACUUGGACCCUCCGUGCUGAAUACGAUAUCUUACAAUUUGUCGCAGAGUUGGCAACAGCCAACCGAACCGUCUUCCCGUUGUUAGAAGCGUGUGCCAAAAUGCAAAGCAGUAGUGCCGGUAAUUGCGAGGGUAUCGGCGACAUUCGGGAGCUAAACAGUGAAUUGAAUGAAUUUAGCACAUUGUUGAAAAGCUUCUGUGAAGAAACGGCCGACGAAUCACCAGCCAGCCGGCGGCGGGCCCGCCGGGGCAUUCUUCGCUCAUGGUUUGGCCUUAUGGACGAUACCGAUCGAGAGCAUAUUCACGAUAACUUCACCCGUGUUAAUCAGCAGCUGGCGAUCGAGUCGUCGACACUGAAGCUGUUCUACAACACAACGAACCAGGCGCUAGCGGCUCUAUCUGGAAAUAUCUUUAAAAUUGAUCCUAAACGGCCCCAAACGAUUGACUUCACGCGCGAGGGCCAACUGCUGCUGAUGGACAUUCUGCUCAACAAAAUCAUCGCUAAAAAGAACCUUUUUAUGCAACUGCUUCAGAGCACCACUUCGGACCGGUUGAGCGACAGCAUCAUCACCCCGAACCGAUUGCUGGCUGAGCUGCAAAAAGUACAGAAGUUCCUACCGCUCGGCUUUCGCUUUCCAGUGGAGAUGAAUUUGCGUGAAGUGCUUAAGCUGUAUGCCCUAUCAAAGGUCGCCGCGUACGUCGAGGGCUGCCGACUUGUGGUGCACAUUCUCAUUCCCCUCUGCAACCGCUCGACAUACCGAACGUUCAAGGGAACACCGAUCCCUUCGAUCGAUAAGAACCGACAACUUCUGUCCAUGAUCGUGCUCGACCAGGACGUGUUGGCAGUCGACGAAGCAACGUCUACUGGCAUCCUUCUGUCUUUCGAAGAAUACAAACAAUGCCAGCAUCUAAACGAUUUCGCUUUCUGCAACGUACACCGUGUCGUACGCAAUUUGACUACCGCUGAAGAGUGUUUAGCGGCCACUUACUUCAAUCGCACACACCACGGUUCGAACUGCCGGGUGUCACGGAUACAGAUCAAUCAUCAGUUGUGGCUGCAGCUGGCGAAUCCCAAUGACUGGAUUUACGUGAUGCCAAACUACACGGACAUCACCAUACAACACAGCGCUGACCGCGUAAACGCACUGACCCUGCAUGGUGUUGGCAUGCUGCGGCUGCUGCGUAUGUGCCAUGUGCAAUCGCAGGACGUUUGGUUACAGUAUGUCCCACAGCUUGGCGGUAACAAAAUCAGAGCCACGAAAGAUUCUACCGUAUUCGCUCUCCCAGUGACGAUCACACGCGAGCAAUCGCUAGCGAUCGGUAGCAGCACGGGCGAUAGCAGUCGUAUCAUACCAGUUGGCCAUAAAGCUGAAGCUGCUUUGCUUGAUUCGUCCGUUUUGGCCGGUGUUUACCGGGAACCGGCAACCAUAUCACCGUGGGUAAUCUGCGGUAUCGUGUUUGGCGCGUCUGCCGUGCUGUUGCUUGUGGGGCAUGUGUUUGGCGACAAGUGUCAGUGGUUUUCAGGAUUGCCAAAUAGAAUGUUCCGCAGGGAAGAAGUUCCUGCCAUUACUACGCCUAGCCACGCAGACAGACAGGCCACGCAUUACACGCCAAAUACCUUAAGCCAAUCACCACAGACUCCGCUCUGCGAUGAUUAGCCUUAUUGAGGACCACCAAAUCUAGCCUUAAGAACGCCCAUAUAUGAUGAAGACUCAUAUCAAUAAUCCUGCUUUCGAGAAAGAUCAUAUAUUGUGAAUAACUAUCGUGUGCCUUGAAACCAAAUCCCUCUGAGUUUUUAAGGGUUAGGAUUAUAUGUACGAUACGAUUCGUCCAUUUCGGGACAUUAAUGACUAUUUCAUGUACAUCGAUCUAUGUACAAAGAACGAAACAUGUCUCAAAAACAGUAAUUUUUGGAAAUUAAUCGUAAGGGAACCCGGUGUUCCAGAAUCGGAAGUGAUA
Messenger RNA from Anopheles cruzii, 2068 nucleotides. RefSeq lists its product as uncharacterized. NCBI's taxonomy places the organism in Eukaryota, Metazoa, Arthropoda, Insecta, Diptera, Culicidae. The transcript has a single exon. The record is from RefSeq and is a predicted model, not a curated record. Bases 34 to 1767 code for a protein of 577 amino acids.